AUGAAGCCUUUGACUUUAAGAUCUCUUCUUCUGAGACCUUCGAUAACAUGUAGACCAUGUGUAUCUCGAAACUAUGCCGUUCAAUCCCCAGGAUCACCUACACUACAAGUCUUUGACAGACAUACAAAAUAUCUACAAAAAGAACGUGCAGCUUUGAACAAGGAGAAAAGCAGGCAGGUGGAUUAUCUGAAGGAUGAAGUAGCCAAGCGACUCUCGGAAAGGUUACUGGACAUCAACAGACAUUUCCAGCAUGUCCUAGACCUUGGGGCAAAUUCAUGCAAUAUAGCUAGAGCUCUCACUCUACCAGAUCCAGAUAUAGACCCAUCGAAACCUACAUCCCCUCCACUUUCCUCUCGUAUCGCCCAUCUCACAGCCGCAGACUCAUCUCGAAACAUGCUAUACCGAGACGAAGAUCUACCAUUCAACAAGGAAAUAAACCUCACACGCGAAGUGCUCGACGAUGAGGAAAGGUUAACUUACGAAGCAGAAACAUUCGAUGCAGUAUUGAGCUCAUUGAGUAUGCAUUGGAUCAAUGAUCUUCCAUCACUACUCGCGCAAAUCAAUCACGUAUUGAAACCCGAUGCACCUUUCAUAGCUGCAAUGCUCGGUGGCGAUACAUUAUUUGAAUUACGAACUUCAUUGCAGCUCGCAGAUAUGGAACGAAGAGGAGGAGUUUCUCCACAUGUUUCUCCUCUAGCAGAUGUAAAGGACGUCGGAGGACUAUUACAGAAAGCGGGGUUCAAAAUGUUAACCGUGGACAUUGACGACAUCAUUAUCGACUUUCCCGAUACAUUUGCCCUGAUGCAAGAUUUGCAACAGAUGGGUGAGAGUAACGCUACACUGGGAAGAGAGCCAGGUGCAAUUAAGAAGGAUGUUCUUCUCGCGAACGAGGGAAUAUAUCGAGAGUUACAUGGGAAUAAGGAUGGCACAAUACCUGCAACAUUUAGGUUGAUAUACAUGAUUGGUUGGAAGGAAGGACCAAAUCAAGCACAACCAUUACCUCGAGGUAGUGGAGAGAUCAAUAUGAAAGAUAUUCUUGGUGGUGGAGAUGUCAAAUGA
Sclerotinia borealis F-4128 is the source of this 1059-nucleotide messenger RNA. The record is from the annotation of a GenBank genome assembly. NCBI's taxonomy places the organism in Eukaryota, Fungi, Ascomycota, Leotiomycetes, Helotiales, Sclerotiniaceae.